Messenger RNA from Neoarius graeffei (lesser salmon catfish), 1021 nucleotides. RefSeq names its product crystallin, alpha A (gene cryaa). Lineage: Eukaryota; Metazoa; Chordata; Actinopteri; Siluriformes; Ariidae. The coding region runs from base 122 to 643 and encodes 173 amino acids. The record is from RefSeq and is a predicted model, not a curated record. Gene Ontology annotation, molecular function: protein folding chaperone; structural constituent of eye lens. Gene Ontology annotation, biological process: lens development in camera-type eye; protein refolding; response to heat. The transcript is spliced from 3 exons.
AGCCUUCUCUUGACUCUCUCCACGGCACUUAUUCUCCUCAAGCACACUCUUUCACAGGGUGUCCAAAGCAAAGGCUCAAAAUUGGACCAAGAUUGACCAAGCAUCAGCAAGCUGAGAAGAUAUGGAUAUUGCCAUCCAGUACCCGUGGUUCAGACGUGCCCUGAGCUACCCCUCUCGCCUCUUUGACCAGUUCUUUGGAGAAGGUCUGUUUGAUCAUGACCUCUUCCCCUUCACUGCUUCCACCAUCAGCCCUUACUACCGCCACUCCCUCUUCCGCAGUUUCCUGGACUCCUCCAACUCUGGCAUCUCUGAGGUGAGGUCUGACAGGGACAGGUUCAUGGUUUACUUGGAUGUGAAGCACUUCUCCCCUGAGGAGCUCAGUGUAAAGGUGGCAGAUGACUAUGUGGACAUUCAGGGCAAGCAUGGAGAAAGACAGGAUGACCAUGGCUGCAUCUCACGGGAGUUCCACCGCCGCUACCGUCUACCCUCCAGUGUUGAUCAGUCAGCCAUCACCUGUACGCUUUCAGGUGAUGGCCUGCUCACCAUCUGCGGCCCAAAAACAGGUGGAUCAGAAUAUGGGCGUGGAGAUCGCACCAUUCCUGUCACCCACGAUGACAAACCCAAUGCUGCCCCUUCCUCUUAGAUAAGUGGAUGACGGGGCAUGAGCAUGACUCAGCAGGGGCUUUAAUUGUUGAGAUUAUUAUAAUCUAGUAUAAUGGGAAGAAACAGGUUAAGAGGAAUGGAUGGUCAUUAUUUGGAAAGUUCUUUGAAAUCCGGCCACUCCAGAAUAAAAUCAAGUUUAGGAAGCUGAUUUACUCGUCUUUGAAGAAGCCGAAUAAGAACAAACAAGUUUGGUUUCAAAAUUAGUUUCUGCUAAGUAGGGCCGUGAAUUGCAAGAGGCUCUAUAUACAAGCAUCCAGCCUCCUAACUGUUCUUCCUGUGUCUGAUUUUUUUCUCUUUUAACUUGUAUGUCACUUGCUUUUUUCUCUGCCCUCUCUCCUCUAACCUUGUUGUACUGAAA